Molecule: messenger RNA, 2718 nt
Organism: Electrophorus electricus (electric eel)
Lineage: Eukaryota; Metazoa; Chordata; Actinopteri; Gymnotiformes; Gymnotidae
Gene: haao
Product: 3-hydroxyanthranilate 3,4-dioxygenase
Biological process (GO): quinolinate metabolic process; 'de novo' NAD+ biosynthetic process from L-tryptophan
Cellular component (GO): cytoplasm
Molecular function (GO): iron ion binding; 3-hydroxyanthranilate 3,4-dioxygenase activity
Source: RefSeq, a predicted model, not a curated record
ACGCCUUUUAACUAAUUAUUCAGGAUUAACUAGCACUACAUUAUAGAGAGCGCUGCUUUGGCAAGUUACUGUUCUAUUAGGAUUGGCGGCUUGAUAUAACAUUAACCAAUAGAUUACUUUACAGCCAGCAUUUAACGCUAGGUUAACUACGUUCCGUUUAACCUGUCCAUUAAGUUUGAAAGACGUUCUAUUUAAGUUUGCUAGACAACGUUAGCUCCGAAGAAUCUAACCUUUUAAACAGUUUAAAAGACAUGCUUUUUAGCUAGCUAACGCUACCUCACUUACUAAUAAAACAGUGACAUCACGGAGUAUUAAAUAAGAUUAUUAACAUCAAAUAAUAUUAUUUAUUUGCGUAACAGUUAGCUAGUUCUGUACUUUAACAAUAGGCACAAUAUUAAUAUAAUAUGAAGUAGCUAGCUGCUAAACUAGCUAUGUUGGACAGCUAAUGUUAGAUGGCGAACAUAAAUUUUUUAUUGUAAUCGAGCUAACCGCUAGCCACCUAACGCUAGGUAACUAUUCGCUAGCUCACUGAGCGUCACGGACCUAUAGCUAUGUAUAGCUGUGCGCCUUUGAGAAACGGGAUAAUUUACCUAGUUACUCAACUAGCUAGCUAACAGCUAACGUUUGUGUGCUAGAUGAGAUGUACGUAGCUAAUUUACCUAGCCACAAUGUUAACGUUAGCUAGCUACGUAAUUUUCAAUGGCUUAGGCUAUUCAGCUAGCUAGAUAGCUAAUUACAAAACACGUUACCCAACGUAACUAGCUAUAUAUCUAGUAUGUUACAUAUAAGAUGGCUAGUUAGCAAAAAAAAAAAAAAAAACAAGAAGAAAUUGGGACAACUGAAACGAAGAAACAUCUGUUCCCACUAGCUAGCUAAUGCUUUUCCAAAAAUACUUAGCUAGCUAGUUAAUCUAUGUAGCUGCAAGGUCUGGGUUCGUGCUUCACAUCUAACCUAACUAGCUUCCAUUGGAUAACUACACACGUUGUUCUCACCCGACCCAGCAGGUGGUUUAACUUCAGACACAGGAGAGACAAUCUACCUAACGUGACAACUGCACUAAGACAAGUUGAGCAGCCAGAUUUGGACUAAAGUACUGUCAUUGCAAAUUAGCAAGCAAAAUGACGAACGAGUCUUUUCAUGUCAACGUAAACAAAUGGAUUAAGGAGAAUGAAAGUUCUUUCUUGCCACCUGUAUGCAACAAAUUAAUGUUCUUCCAUCAGCUAAACAUUAUGUAUGUUGGUGGCCCAAACAUACGUAAGGAUUACCACAUAGAGGAGGGUGAAGAGGUGGUUUAACUUCAGACACAGGAGAGACAAUCUACCUAACGUGACAACUGCACUAAGACAAGUUGAGCAGCCAGAUUUGGACUAAAGUACUGUCAUUGCAAAUUAGCAAGCAAAAUGACGAACGAGUCUUUUCAUGUCAACGUAAACAAAUGGAUUAAGGAGAAUGAAAGUUCUUUCUUGCCACCUGUAUGCAACAAAUUAAUGUUCUUCCAUCAGCUAAACAUUAUGUAUGUUGGUGGCCCAAACAUACGUAAGGAUUACCACAUAGAGGAGGGUGAAGAGCUGUUUUACCAGAUCCGUGGUGACAUGGUCCUGAAAGUGAUAGAGAAUGGCAAGCACAAAGAUGUGAAAAUCCGAGAAGGAGAGAUGUUUCUGUUGCCAGCACGAAUUCCCCACUCUCCACAGAGACAGGCUAACACGGUGGGCUUGGUGGUGGAGAGGAGAAGGCUACACUCAGAGAGAGACUGCCUCCGGUACUAUGUGGAUCACAGCACAGACAUCCUUUUUGAACACUGGUUUUAUUGUGAAAACCUGGGUACCCAGUUAAUUCCAAUUAUUGAGAAGUUUAUGGCUUCAAAUCAGCACAAGACUGGGAAACCUGACCCAGCUGACCCUAUCAAGCCAGCUCCGUACCCCCUCAAUACUAUGAACGUAAUGACCCCCUUCAGCUUCAGCGACUGGGUGGACAAGCACAGGCCUGCCCUGACCAGCGGACAGCCUGUAGACCUAUUUGGAACUCAGUUUGAGACUGAGACUGUGCUGUAUGGUCCAGGAGAGUCUGUUCCUUCAAAAAGAGCUAGUGAUGGCUGGAUCUGGCAACUUGAGGGACCUUCUAAUGUCACUAUGAAUGGCAGCAAGUAUAAUCUCUCUACAGGAGAUUGUCUUCUAAUACUUGGACAGACUGAGUAUUAUUGGCAAAGGUCUAAGGGUUGUGUUGCCUUGUAUGUUACUCAAGACCCAGAGAGAAAGAGGCCUCUCUAAGGAGUUGCAAAAUAUACUUCACACAUGAUUUCACCCAUGCCUUAGUUCCCUUUACAACUAAUGUAGAGCAUGAACUGUAAUUCUGAUGUUUAAUUACAUUUGAAAUAAAAAAAAAGACUUUUUCAUAUUGUUUGCUUGAAGGUGAGUUUGAGAUUUUUAUUUAAACCAGUAGUUUAGGUCCUUGUAAAAUCAUGUACAAGUGAAGCUCCAUGUUACUUCAUAAAUUUACAUUUUCAUAAAUGUAUUAAGGGAACAUAAAGGGAUCAAGAUAUGCCUCUUCUGAGUUGAUCAAGGAGUCAUAAAUUCUAACAUAAUGACAUUGUUAUUGAGACUCUGACAUAGAAGGUAAAACAAACCUGUUUUCUGUGAAAUUUUAGGAUAACAGUCAGUUUUAGAAUGUCUAAAGCUAAAUAAAACGGCCUUUUCACAACUAUUAAAGAGAACGCUCCAA